UGUAGACAUAAUAGCACGCCAUUCCGGUCAUUCAUACAGCGAUCCGAUGUCGCAAACUCCGACCCUGUUGCCUCGAUUCCCGUAUCAAGUCAAUUACUGAAAAGAAGAGUCCCUUAACAGUCCAGUAUUCAAAAGGAUUCUCCUGGCAGCUCAUACACCUCGCAAUGAACUCCAUCGGCUCUUCAUAUAAACCGGAUGCAACGGGCACCAGCCCGAAGCAAUCCGACUACAUUCCCAACCUGAAGCUGAAUGAUGGCAAUGAGAUCCCCUUGAUCGCAUACGGCCUGGGCACGGCCAACUACAAGAACGAUGGCAAGGCCCCCUUUGACCAGAAGAUAGUCGACAUAACGGCAACAGCCAUCAAGAGUGGUUAUCUUCACCUGGACGGUGCUGAGUCGUACCAAAAUGAGGCAGAACUCGGCGGGGCGAUCAAGCAGGCAGGGGUCGCGCGGGAGAGGCUUUUCGUGACGACCAAGACCAACGCCAAGGAGGGCGUGCCCAUCGAGGUGGCCUUCUCUGCCUCCCUCAAGAAGCUCGGCCUCGACUACGUGGACCUCUACCUGAUCCACUCGCCCUUCACCUCAAACACGCCCGAGGACCUGCAGAAGAGGUGGGCCGAGAUGGAGGCCAUCAAGGACUCCGGGAGGGCCCGGUCGAUCGGCGUCUCCAACUACCUCCAGGAACACCUCGAGGCGACCCUGGCGACGGCCAGGAUCCCGCCCGCCAUCAACCAGAUCGAGUACCACCCGUACCUGCAGCACGGGGACCUACUCAACUUCCACCGCAAGAACAACAUCGCCGUGGCGGCAUACUCCCCGCUGGCCGCCAUCACGAGGGCGGCCCCGGGCCCCGUCGACGGCAUCUACCAGGCCCUGGCCAAGAAGUACGGCGUCAGCGAGGGCGAGGUGGCUCUGAGGUGGUGCAUCGACCAGGGGAUCGUGACCCUGACGACGAGCUCGAGCGAGCAGCGCCUCCAGCGCUACCUGUCCAACCUGCCCACCUUCAAGCUGACGCCGGGGGAGGUCCGAGAGAUCGCGGAGGCGGGGAAGCAGAAGCACUAUCGGGCGUUCUGGACCCACAAGUUCGGGCCCGAGGACAGGCGGUGAUAUGUAUUGUAUCCUGAGAACGCGGACUAAAGAUAGAAAAGCAAAGAUAUCAUUUUAUUAAAGAGACCGGGACUCGAGCCGUGUUUCCCCCCUUCAUAAUUCA
Messenger RNA from Phialemonium atrogriseum, 1209 nucleotides. RefSeq names its product NADPH-dependent conjugated polyketone reductase C1. The coding region runs from base 165 to 1106 and encodes 313 amino acids. The record is from RefSeq and is a predicted model, not a curated record. Gene Ontology annotation, molecular function: oxidoreductase activity, acting on NAD(P)H as acceptor. Lineage: Eukaryota; Fungi; Ascomycota; Sordariomycetes; Cephalothecales; Cephalothecaceae. The transcript has 3 exons.